GCCGCCCUUGAAGUCGGUGUCCAGAGUCCCGCACCCGGGUGGCGGAUCUUCCCCAACAUGGUAGCGCCGGGAUUUGUGUUUGGGCUGGUGCUGCCUUUAAUCCUGCCGGCCGACACGAGUGCAGAUGUCGCCUUUCGCUUUGCCUCAUACGUCAAUAACUACAUGGUGCUGCAGAAGGAGCCUGCCGGGGCAGUGAUUUGGGGCUAUGGCACAUCGGGAGCCACAGUGACAGUGACUCUGUGGCAAGGUCAGGAAACCAUCAUGAAGAAAGUGACCAGUGUGAAAGGACACUCUAACAGCUGGAUGGCGGUUCUGGAUCCUAUGAAGCCUGGGGGACCUUAUGAGAUGGUGGCACAACAGACUUUUGGGAGAACGAACGGCACCCUGAGAGUUCAUGAUGUCCUGUUUGGAGAUGUCUGGCUUUGCAGUGGGCAGAGUAACAUGCAGAUGACAGUUUCACAGAUAUUCAAUGCCACAAGAGAGCUGGCCAACACUGCGGCCUAUCAGUCUGUCCGCAUCUUCUCCGUGUCACUUAUUCAGGCAGAGCAGGAGCUGGAGGACCUUGCUCAGGUUGACCUGCAGUGGGCUAAGCCCUCCUCAGAGAACUUAGGCCAUGGGAUUUUCACGUACAUGUCAGCAGUGUGCUGGCUCUUCGGGCGCCACCUGUAUGACAUCCUGCAAUACCCCAUCGGGCUGAUGUCCUCCUCAUGGGGUGGGACACCCAUUGAAGCGUGGUCUUCUGGAAGGCCUCUGAGAGCCUGUGGUGUUCCAGUGCGAGGGUUCACUCAGUCUGAUUCUGUGACGGGUCCCAGUAAGCACUCUGUUCUCUGGAAUGCCAUGAUCCACCCACUGCAUAACAUGACUCUGAAAGGGGUGAUAUGGUACCAGGGGGAGUCCAAUGUGGAUUUUAACAGGGACCUGUACAAUUGCACAUUCCCUGCGCUCAUUGAAGACUGGCGCCAGACCUUCCACCGGGGGUCCCAGGGGCAGACAGAGCGUUUCUUCCCAUUUGGAUUUGUCCAGUUAUCUUCAUAUCUUUCUGCAACCUCGGAUAACACAUUCCCCCAGAUCCGUUGGCAUCAAACAGCAGACUUCGGCUAUGUCCCCAACGCAAGGAUGCCCAACACUUUCAUGGCAGUAGCAAUGGAUCUCUGUGAUAGGAAGUCACCUUUUGGCAGCAUCCACCCUCGAGACAAACAGACAGUGGCCUACAGGCUGCACUUGGGGGCCCGAGCUGUGGCCUAUGGUGAGAAGUUGAUCUUUCAAGGACCACUGCCUGAGAACAUGGAACUCCUGGCUGACAAGGGGCUGCUCAACCUCACAUAUUCACAGGAAAUCCGGGUGCAGAGGCAGGACAAGAUAUUUGAGGUCUCAUGUUGCCGUGACCGUCAGUGCAAGUGGCUCCCAGCUCCCAUGGACGCUUUCUCAGCCCAGACGCUGGCCCUGAAUAUCCGUUCUUGCCGUGGCGUUCUGGCUGCUGUUCGCUACGCCUGGACCACCUGGCCUUGUGAAUACAAGCAGUGCCCCCUGUACCACCCCAGCAGCACCCUGCCAGCCCCUCCCUUCAUUGCAUCUCUGACAGACCCAAGGCGGGGCAAGCACAGCGAGCUUGCUGAGUGACGUAGUGGCCUCAUGACCCUCAUCUUGGACUUAAGUGUGGGUUCUUGAGAUUUGGGCAUUUAGGUGUUGAAGUGAUGACAACUAAUGCUUUUAAAGGCAACUAAUAGCAAAGCCGCCUGGCCAGCUCCCAGCCAGCACAUGGUUGUUUCUAGAUUCUGAAUAGGAGACAAGCCAGCGCUGGCAGGCAAAUGAGAUGCUUGCCUUUUGUCCCCUAGACAGCCUAGUGUCUUACUGGACUAAUUCCCAGCUACAAACAAAUGGAGCCCGUGUCAUUCGCUUGCCUUGUGGAGAUCGUGCGGUGUCACACUUUUGUCACCUUACAUACAGCUUUGGGUGGAAAUACACGGCUGGAAGAGAUUUCAAGGCUCAUUAUUUAUGUGUUCUUUACAGGAUCUGGUGAGUGGUUACUGAAUCUCUGUACAAAGUUUCUAAACUUCCCAACAGUUUUUCCUUAUGUAGAACUGAA
Messenger RNA from Lontra canadensis (Northern American river otter), 2086 nucleotides. It is a transcript of the gene SIAE, whose product is annotated as sialic acid acetylesterase. The coding region runs from base 58 to 1620 and encodes 520 amino acids. The record is from RefSeq and is a predicted model, not a curated record. The transcript has 10 exons. Lineage: Eukaryota; Metazoa; Chordata; Mammalia; Carnivora; Mustelidae. Gene Ontology annotation, biological process: carbohydrate metabolic process. Gene Ontology annotation, molecular function: sialate O-acetylesterase activity.